AUGGAUGAGUACACAGAGACUGUGACUUCAUAUAUCAGUUUCUGUGAGGACUGCUGCAUACCAUCCCGCACCAGGGUGAGCUACAACAACGUCAAACCCUGGUUCAGUCCUAAACUCAGACAGCUGAGGCUGCAGAAGGAAGAGGCAUUUAGGAGCGGGGACAGGGACAGGUAUAAGGAGUCAAAGUACAGGUUUAGUAAGGCGGUGAGGGACGCUAAACGACUGUACGCUGAGAAUCUCAAACAACAGCUCUCAGCCAACGACUCUGCAUCUGUCUGGAAGGGGCUCAGACAGAUCACCAACUACAAAAAACCUAACCCCCCCCACUCUGUCAACGACCUGCGUCUGGCAAACGAGCUGAACGACUUCUACUGCAGAUUCGAAAGACACAUAAAUACUGCAAACGGACUCAAACAGGCUCAGUCUCCUGCCUCCUGGUUGAAGAUUUUGGAGCACAACUGAAUUAAAGAAAAAACAACACACUUUCACCAGAAGAAGGAAAAUGAUUUGAAGGCUUUUUGAUGAAGAGAGAAGUCAGACACUAAAGUCAGCCAAUGGCUGCUGCGAUGGAUCCAAAAGCUUUGUCGAAAACUCUCCAUAAACUUGGACUAGAGGACUUCUACCCCAACAAGCUCACUUUCCGUUCUCUUUUGGAGAUCAACAAAGAAAACAUUGAUGAUAAACCUGUUUCAUCACUGAACAAAGUACCACAGUGUUUUCUCAGAAAGCUUUUAAAAAUCAAUGCUGACUGCAGGGACUCUGCACAGUUACCAGUCAGCGAGGGAGAAAAUGAUGAUCCUUUUGAUCAUGAAUGGGAUGAUGAAGAAAAUUCGGAUACCAACAUUAAUCCACUUGACCUCAUAGUGGCUCUCUUCCUGUGUGCUGACAAUUUCCUACAACAACAAAUGGCCUUAAAGAUGUCAAUGUGCCAGAUUUCUGUGCCCCUGCUGCUUCCCUAUGGCCAUAAAAGUCAGAGCAGCCUGAUGCUCUGGGCUCUGAGAGACAUUGUUAAAGAGUGGUGUCCAUCUGAGCAGUCUGAAUCAAGAGGUUUUGUUGAGGAUAGCAUUGUCCAAGCAAACAUCCCUCUCUUUUCUUUUGUCAGGCUGAAAAACUGCAGCCUGUCUAAGUCCCAGCUGUUGAAUCAUGUCCUUAGUCGUGGUCAGCAGAGUCAAAAUAUCUUCAUGCACAGAAAUCUGGAGGGAGGGUCUCUUAAAAAGGAAAUUUCUAAUGGACUGGUGGAGGUCUGCUGGUAUCUUCCCUGUGGAAGAGAUAACCUUGAUAUUUUCCCAGAACCAGUGGCAUUUGCCAAUUUACGAGGAGGCAUUUGUGAGUCAGAGGCACAAUUCAACUUUCUUCUUCAAGUGUCCUCUGCUACCUUUGUGCUCCUGGACAAAGUCGAAGAAAAUGAACAGGAGAUGCUGACUUCUCUACAAGGCGUAAGAUCUAAACUCUUCCCCAUUGUUUACCGCAAAGAUCGAAGUGCAAGUGAGGACAUGAGCUCUGUCAAAGAAAUGCUUGAGAAAUUAGAUUUACCAAACAGCAGCGUUAAAACAACAAAAUCCAGGGGAAAUGUAGCAGAAUUUGCAAAGAAGCUUUGUGCUGUCAUCAAGACUUCCCUGAGAAGUGGAACAACAACAUGUAACAUUGAGAACAUGCAGGACAAAGCUGCUGAACUUGGUUUGUCUGUGGAUGAAUGCAAAAGUGACAAACAGAAGAAGAUAGCAGAGAACAUCUUAGGAGGAACUGAAAUGAGGUCUAUAUCAGACUACAAGAAACAGGAACUUCCCCUGCAGGGUGAGAACUGGAAAAGGUUGGCAAAAUUACAAAAAGAGAUAUGCAGACUGACAGGAUCUGGUGAUUUAGGACUAGAAGAUUAUAAAUCCAAACGUGAGGAAGAAGUGAAAAAAAUCCUAACGGAGCAGAAAAACCAUAACAUCUCCACAGAGAUGAAAACUUUCAUCAAUAAUCUGUCUGGAAGUGAGAAAGAACAAAGGGACUUUUUCCUGAAGUGGAUGAAACUCAUGCUUGAUACAAAUUCUAGGAAAAAACUGUCCACUCUGAGAAACCAGUUCAAAGAGCAGUGCAAGAGCAAAGAUGCUAAACGAGUUGCAGAGUUAGAUCAAGCUCUGGUGCACAGCUCUUUGGGAAUAGAGCAUUACAUGAGAGAGAUGGGACUGAUCUAUGAGUUUUCCUCCCAGUCAGAGAACACCACUGAUGACAGAUCUGCUCUUCCCACUCUGGCUGCAGAAAUGCUGCUGGAUGGAUAUCCUUUAGAGAUCCUGGAUGGAGACGCCUCCAACAUCCCACAAAGAUGGGUGUCAGCUGUGCUGAUGGAGCUUCAUCAGAAGGUUGGGGGAAGGAGCCGCUUGUUGGUUCUGACUGUUUUAGGUGUUCAGAGUUCAGGGAAGUCCACACUCCUGAACACCAUGUUUGGUGUGCAGUUUUCUGUGAGCAGCGGCAGAUGCACAAGAGGAGCCUACAUGGUCUUCCUUAAAGUUGGAGACAACUUCAAAACGGAGCUGAAUUAUGACUUUCUAGUUCUCAUAGACACAGAGGGUUUAAAGUCUCCUGACUUGGCACAACUUGAUGACAGUUAUGAGCACGACAACCAGCUGGCAACAUUUGUCAUCGGUUUAAGUGACGUCACAAUCAUCAACAUAGCAAUGGAGAACUCAACAGAGAUGAAAGAUGUUCUGCAAAUCGCUGCUCAUGCAUUCUUAAGAAUGAAAACUGUUGGGAAAAAGCCAGUUUGUCAUUUUGUACACCAAAAUGUUGGAGGAGUUUCAGCUCAUUCCAAGUGCAUGGGAGAAAGGAAACAGCUCCUGGAACAACUCAAUGAAAUGACGCAAAUUGCAGCCGAUAUGGAAAAACUACCGUCAAUGAAAGCUUUCACUGAUGUGCUGGACUAUGAUGUUGACAAAAACAACUGGUACAUCCCAGGACUCUGGAAUGGAACUCCUCCAAUGGCCCCAGUGAACAUCGGAUACAGUGAGGCUGUGGCAGACUUCAAGAAACAUCUGUUAGAAACAACCAAAAAUGAAGAUGAAUCUAUGCAGAUCCCAGAGUUUGUUGAAUGGAUGAAAAGUCUGUGGAACGCAGUCAAAUACGAGAACUUCAUCUUCAGUUUCAGAAACUCACUUGUGGCUCAUGCCUAUGAUGAUCUUUGCAAAGAGUUCAACCAAUGGGAGUGGGAGUUCAGAAAGGAAAUCCUUUCAUGGCAGAAAGAGGCAGAGUUGGAGAUCUUAAAUGCUGACGAUGCUCAAAUGCAAAACAAAAACAGCCUGCUGGGAAAAAAGAAAGAUGAGGUGAAUCAGAAAGUAACUAAUGAGCAAAAAAAAAUGACGGAAAAAAUCAGCUGCUACUAUGAAAGAAAAGACAGACAUGUGAAUCUGAUAGAGAAAUACAAAGCUGAGUUCCUCAACAGUGUCAGAAGCCUUGCAAAUGAAAUUCAAUGUUCUGUAAACUCUAAACUGGACGUCAUCAUGGAGUUAAAGAUAAAUAGAAAAAAAGCUGAAGACCUACAGAACACAUCCAGAAUUGUUAUUGAGGAGAAGGUCAUGAAGCUCCUGGGUGAGUGCAAAGGUACCACUUUGUCUGACAAUCAGCUGAGUCGUCAGUUUGAAAACAUGUGGAAAAAAGCAACAGCAGAUAUAGCAGGAUUACCAGAGCGAGAUAUAGCAAGAUGUGUCCUGAGACAGUUAAGAAAAAACUUCUCAAACCAAAAUGUCAACAAGGAACUGCAUAACAUUGAGUUAAUGGAAGCUGGAAGAGCUCAAUUCAAAGUCAUUUAUGAACAUGUAGAUGGCUUUUUCGGAAGGCUCAAGACUUUUUUUGUCAGUAGUUUUCAAACCUUUGCAGACAGAGCGAUAGAGUCCUGCACACGGUUUGUACAGGAUAAAGCACAGACAAAUGAGGACUACCAUGAUUCUUUAACAAAGGAUUUUUUAAACAAAAUAGAUGAGUUCCUUACAGAAAGUAACAAAGAAUUCAAGACAAAUCAAAUCUUUGAAAUUGAUUUGAAACUUCAUCUUUGUGGCAUUGCUUCCAGGGAAUUCAUGAAAAUGCACCGAAGGUUCCUCACAAAAAAUGACCCCCGACUUCAGCUGGAGAAAUACAAGACUCAGUAUCUGUCAGACUUUCUUGAUUUGUACAAAGAGAGAGAUGACUGUCAACGCAAAGCAGAAAACUUUGCUCAGCUCUGUCUCAAACCUGCUGUGGAGGAUUUCAUUUUCAGGUGUCUGGGAAUAGACAUUGUGGAGGAAAUUCUCACCAGAUCCCAUUCAGCAGAGUACAGUUCCCGCUCUUUCUUUCAGUACAGCAUUCAGGAAGAGUUGCUUCGGAAGGACGACUUUCAGAGUUUUGUUAAGUACAUUUCUAACUAUGAAGUUUAUGUGAAGGACUGGAUAUUUCAGAAGAUUCUGCUAAAAAUGUCAGAGAAUCAAACACUGAGCAAACUGAAGAAAAAGAACCUCCGGAUCAUAGUUACAAAGAUCACAGACGCAAUGGAAAAAGCAUCAAGAGGAGAAGAUGGUGUUUUACUGCCAGAUGACAAAGAAAGCAUCACAAAGUUCAUCAAUAACAUGAGACAAUAUCUGAUCAAAGACCUGUCCAUAUCAAAGGAGGCUGAAAAAAGCACCCUGUUUCAAAUACAAAGCACCAGCAAACCAUUCAUUGACAGUCUCAAGAAUUCAGUAGAGGACUUGAAAAAAGAACUUGAUGAUAAAUUCUCCACAUCUGAAGCCAUCAGUCAGACUCUGCGUGUUCUUCCAGUGAAACCACAGGAUGAGCUUUUCAAACGGGUCUUUGGAUGUGGCAAACUGUGUCCAUUCUGUAAAACUCCCUGUGAGGCUGGUGGCAAAGAACACAAAGUCCACUGGGCUAAUGUGCAUCGACCACAAGGUCUUGGAAGAUUUAGAUAUGAAAGCAGUAGUAAACUGGUGGAAACUCUCUGUACAACUGAUGUGCAGAGUGAAUGUACAUUCAGGAACACUGAAACUGAAGGGAAGGGGCAUCCAUACAAAGAUUACACCAAGUAUUAUCCAGACUGGAAAAUUCCUCCUGACUGUACCAUAGAAGCGUCAGACUACUGGAAGUUCAUUCUGGUCAAAUAUAAUGAUAAGUUUGCUGAAGAAUAUAAAGCAAAGCCAGCCGAUGUUCCACAGGCCUGGAAGAAAAUAAAAAAAGAAGAUGCUCUGAAAGGGUUAAAGGAUGCUUUUAACGUGAAGUGAAGACAGUCCUUGUAAAUAUCUUUAAAAAACAGGGUCACUAUAAGGGAGCAGUCCGUGAGGCACACAGAUUACAUGCAAGUCUGCGGUUAUCAUGUUUUUUAUUAUUUGAAUUUAUUCCUAUGAACAAGAAAACAUACUGUGGCCGACCUUGUGAUUAACAAGUUUUUUUUUCUUUGAAUCCAUAUAACUUAUAUCUUUCAAACUGUUUUCUGCUUUAAUUUGAUCGUUUUUGUUAGUAUCAAACACAUUUUUUUCUGCCAAUGAAACCAUGUAAUACCAGAAAGAUAACAUGACAGAAAUUUAAAUAUGCUAAUGUUGGUUUUCUUUCCAUUUUCUAGUUUUAUUUUGAAUAUUCAUAGUGUUUGUAUACAUACAUGUGACACAUAUAGCUGAAUAUGCUCUUUUCAAAUAAUUUAGAUAUUUUUUCUUUAUUUCUUUUGUCGAUGGAUGUUAGUGUAAAGCCAAAAGAUAUAUGUGUGUGUUGUUAAAAAUGUUCUUCAAUAAAUACAUU
This is a messenger RNA of Menidia menidia (Atlantic silverside), 5739 nucleotides long. The record is from the annotation of a GenBank genome assembly. Lineage: Eukaryota; Metazoa; Chordata; Actinopteri; Atheriniformes; Atherinopsidae.